Molecule: messenger RNA, 978 nt
Organism: Acanthosepion pharaonis
Lineage: Eukaryota; Metazoa; Mollusca; Cephalopoda; Sepiida; Sepiidae
Source: the annotation of a GenBank genome assembly
AUGAUAUGUUUGUUUCUUUUCAUUUUUCGCUCUUUCUUUCUCUUUAGCUAUCUAUCUCUUUCUCUAUCUCUCUCCAUCUUUCUCGCUCUCUCUCUCUAUCUAUCUAUAUAUAUAUCGCUUUUCACUUUCUUCUUUUUUCCUUCUUUCAUUUGUCUGUCUCUUGUUUCCCACUUUCUUUCUUUCUUUGCUUCUUUAUUUCUUUCCAUCCUUCCUUCCUUCCUUCCUUCCUUCCUUCUCCCCCCCUCUCCACUUUUCCUCUCCUUUCUCUCUCUGUCUCUGUAUAUAUUUCUUUCUUUUCAGUUCUUUUUCCGCUCCCCCCCCCUCUCUCUCUCUCUCUGUAUAUAUCUCUUUCUUUUCGGUUAUCUCUCCCCUUCCCUCUCCCCUCUCCCUCUCUCUUUCUUUUGUCUCUUCGUUUCUUUCUUUUUUCUUUCCUUCCUUCCUUCAUUCCUUCCUUCCUUCCUUCCAUCUUUCUUUUUUUCUUUCUUAUCUUCCUUUCUUUCUUAUAUUUCUUUCUUCUCUAGUGCUUUUUUCUUUAUCUUUUUCAUUCUUUGCUUCUUUGUUGUUGUUUUUUUUCUGUCAUCUCACUUUUUUCUUCUUUGCUGGUAUUUUUCUAUUCUUUCAUCUCUUGGAUUUUUCUUUGUCAAUUUCCUUUCUUUUUUCCGUCUUUCUUUUUUCUACCUCUCUAAUUUUGUUUUACCUUCUCUCUUAUUUUUUAUAUAUUCCGUUUUUCGUGUUUUUUAUCUACUUCAACUCUCUCGCUUUCUUUCUUUCUUUCUUUCUUUCUUUCUUUCUUUCUUUCUUUCCUUCAUUCUUUCAUGCUUGCGUUUAUUUUCCAUUUAUUUUCUCCAUUUUCUUUUUCUUUUCCCUCUUUUUUUUUCAUUUCUCUUUCAUGCCUUUUCUCUCACUUUCGCAUACUUAUUCUGUCUUCUUAUAUUUAUUUUCUUUCUUUCUUUUUUCCUUUCAUUUUUUCUUUUAUGA